UGUGGUUGCUUCUACAGGGAAGUUUAGUCUCUCACCACAAAGUCGAACAGUGGAUACACAACAUGCCGAGUAAAUCAUGAGUGAAAUCUGAAGAAGAAGAAAAAUAACUUCAAGGGGCAUGUGAGAAUCUGUGAGGAUCCUGGUGUUUUGUUUUGUUUUUAAUUACAUCCAAAGUCUUGGAAAGGUUGAGAGUUUUGCCAGACAGGAUUGGAGCUCACAGAGUGAUUAAGAACCAUGGGCCUCCUGCAGCUGCUGAAAUCCCAGGUCUUGUGCCUCCUGAUCAUCUGCUAUGUGUUCCUGGCCAGCGGCCUCAUUGUCAACCUGUUGCAGUUCUGCACUUUACCUCUGUGGCUGAUCAAUAAGCAGCUGGCUCGCAAGAUCAACAUCAGACUGGCCUACUGCAUCAGCAGCCAGAUGGUGGCUACCCUGGAGUGGUGGUCUGGGACAGAGUGCACCCUCUACACCGACCCGAAGACUUAUCCACUGUAUGGAAAGGAGAAUGCAAUUGUGGUUCUCAACCACAUGUUUGAGAUCGACUUCCUGUGUGGCUGGACCUUCUGUGACAGAUUUGGCGUUCUUGGGAGCUCAAAGGUGUUAGCCAAAAAAGACUUGGCUUACGUACCAGUUAUUGGCUGGAUGUGGUACUUCCUGGAGAUAGUUUUCUGCAAACGCAAAUGGGAGGAGGACCGAAUCACGGUGGCUCAGAGUCUUCAGAGGCUGCAGGAUUACCCAGAAAACUUUUGGUUCUUGCUUUACUGUGAAGGAACACGCUUCACACCAAAGAAGCACCAGAUCAGCAUGCAGGUGGCUGAGACCAAAGGUUUGCCCAAACUGAAGUAUCAUCUUUUGCCAAGGACCAAGGGAUUCUGGGUGACUGUCCAAAACCUAAGAGGGAAAGCUGCAGCUGUUUAUGACUCCACGCUCAACUUCAGGAACAAUGAAUCGCCAACCUUGCUUGAAAUUCUUAGCGGGAAGAAAUUUCACGCAGAUUUAUAUGUGAGGAGAAUUCCUCUAGAGUCGAUCCCAGAGGAUGAGGCGGAGUGCGCUGCUUGGCUGCACAAACUUUACCAGGAAAAGGAUAGUUUUCAGGAGCACUACGAGCAGACGGGGCGUUUUCCUGGUCCCACUCUGAGCCCUCCUCGUCGACCCUGGUCCUUGAUCAACUGGCUGUUCUGGUCCUUUUUGCUGCUCUGCCCUCUAGGCCUGCUGCUCACUCAGCUGAUCAGCUCUGGAUCAGUGUUUACCAUUGUAUUCUCCCUGGUCGUCUGUUAUUCAGCAGACUUGACAACCCAAAUCUACAGUGGCAGUUCGCUGGAUGAUCGGCCAGACUGAGAUUGACAGAGGUUCAAACUAUGGCAAUAAGGAAGCUCCUCUAAACAACAACUAAGGAUUUCUGACUUACUCAGAGCUGCUUCUUUGCACAGCUACUAAUCUGCAAGUUGCCAGUCUGGCAGGAAUCUGUUGGUCCGACAAGUCCGGACUAGCUUCGACGCACAGCGCAGACAGCAUGGUCUCUCUUUAACGCUAUGCUGCAGAAGCUCAGUAUGUAAGAUCAUGAAAAGUGGAUCGUGGUGAACAGCAACAAUGAAAGGACAGGCAAGAUGAAAAAUGGCUUUACGACAUCAGAUGAGAGUGGUAGCAUUUGAAUACAAACAUAUUCACUUAUCAUUGAAUUAACCAAAUGAAAAAUGGACUACCUCUUUUGAUUGCAAAGUAAUGCUUAAAUGGCAUUUUCAAGGUAAAGGAAAAUAAACAUUUCACUUUUUAAAAAAAA
Stegastes partitus (bicolor damselfish) is the source of this 1774-nucleotide messenger RNA. RefSeq names its product 1-acylglycerol-3-phosphate O-acyltransferase 4 (lysophosphatidic acid acyltransferase, delta) (gene agpat4). The record is from RefSeq and is a predicted model, not a curated record. The coding region runs from base 235 to 1332 and encodes 365 amino acids. Gene Ontology annotation, molecular function: 1-acylglycerol-3-phosphate O-acyltransferase activity. Gene Ontology annotation, cellular component: endomembrane system; mitochondrial outer membrane. The transcript has 10 exons. NCBI's taxonomy places the organism in Eukaryota, Metazoa, Chordata, Actinopteri, Pomacentridae.